CCGACCUCUGCUGUUGUCACGUCUUUCUGUCCGCUGCUUCUGACACAGUGAGAUCUAAUCAGCAGGAUGCCUGAGCAUGUGCAAGAGAGGAAGCCAAAGAUCUCAGCUUCAAGGAAGCUGAUGCUCAAGAGUCUGAUGGUGGCAAGAGCCAAGGAGGAAUUGGAGCAGGAGGUUGUGGUUAAAGAGGAGGAGAAACAGAACUACCUGUCAGAGAGAGCUCCUCCGCUAAACACCAGCAGCCUGAGCCUUGCACAGCUACAGGACCUCUGCAACGAGCUCCAUUCCAAGAUAGAUGUGGUGGAUGAGGAGCGAUACGACAUUGAAGCUAAAGUCACGCUCAACACACGUGAGAUUAAAGACCUGAACAUUAAAGUGUUGGACCUCAGGGGGAAAUUCAAGAGACCUAGUCUUCGUCGCGUUCGUGUGUCUGCUGACGCCAUCCUUCGCUCACUGCUGGGCUCCAAGCACAAAGUCUCCAUGGACCUCCGGGCCAACCUCAAGUCUGUCAAGAAAGAGGACACUGAGAAGAAGAGGCCAGUCGAGGACAGCGACUGGAGGAAGAAUGUGGAGGCCAUGUCAGGGAUGGAGGGAAGGAAGAAGAUGUUCGAUGCUGCAAAGGGUCCCGCCCAGUGAAAACCCAGAAGGUGAUGGGCUGGUGUCAUGUGAGCGGCAUCACGUAGACUGCAUCUACUGCAGCUUCGACAUGUCUCUUUAAUGCGGUCAUUCUUGUGUAUGCUCCUGCUAUGUCCCCACUCUCCUGAAUGGUCUUCUCCACUUUCCUUAAGAACUGAUCCGUUUGCGGUUGCUUGAUAUGCUGUUAAAAAUGACUUUAUCUGUGUGCCAUUUUCUAUUAUUUGUAUUGUUCUCAUAACUGAACCCCAGAGAUUUAGGCUUAUAUUUGUAGAGCAAAGUUUUAAAAAAAGGCAGCUUGUAUCUUCAGAAGGCAAUUGUGGAUAGUAAUGUAAUUUAAUCAGCAGGCCAAAUGAUAUUAUAGCCAAUAAUAAUAAUGAUAAUAAUAUGUUCUGACCAAAUUCAACUGCAUCUUUGAUAUUAUUGCUGGGUGAUAAAACUGUAAGCAUGGUGUGUGGUUUUGUAAACUGUAACAAAAUGGCGUCAUCAGCAGGAUUUACAACAACAACAAUUAAACACACCAAAUGUAUCUUCAUUUAUUGGUGCUUUUCUCAUUGUAAAACUGUGCUAAAUGAACAAUGGCUUUCUUUAAAUAAAUGCAA
Molecule: messenger RNA, 1232 nt
Organism: Anarrhichthys ocellatus (wolf-eel)
Lineage: Eukaryota; Metazoa; Chordata; Actinopteri; Perciformes; Anarhichadidae
Gene: tnni1a
Product: troponin I type 1a (skeletal, slow)
Exons: 8
Coding region: 67-633 (188 amino acids)
Biological process (GO): skeletal muscle contraction; cardiac muscle contraction
Cellular component (GO): troponin complex
Source: RefSeq, a predicted model, not a curated record